CACAACUUACCACUCGAACUCACAGAAUACUAUUGUCCACCGAUACAGUACUCUACAAUAAUCCACCCUACUCCUGCAGCCAAACUAUAGCCAGUCACCUUGUGCAGGAGAAACCCCCUUGGACUUCCAGCUUCAACUCAGUCGCCCGGGUAUCUUAUGUUACAAGUGCUCCACGCGGAAACCACUUGGGCGGUCCCAGGAAUACCUGCGCCAUCAUCAACGCCAGACACUGCUGUACAGUACUCGUACAGUACCGGUACCAGUAUGGCUAAAUGCCGUGGUGGCCCAAGGGUCACGAACCCCCAAGAAUUGUUUCUCAUGCCGCUGUUCACUUCGAGACGUUAAGUGAGGGUCCGAGGCAUUCUGCCCACUCCCAUAGGCCAGCAGAACAACGAAUAGUCUACCGAUCUGCAUGCUCAGCGCUCGCCCCAUCGCAGACCACACCCCGCAUGACCAGGAUCCCAGUCCUGCAGCAGCACAUUCGAUAUCCGUCCAAUGAGCGAUAGACUUGGAAAAAUCGCCUUCCUGCCUGCUCCCAGCGAGAAAGGAUACUGUAGCAACCACCUCUCAGCACCCAGAGAACUAGCCGUCCAGUACUCGUAGGUAACUCGAGAAACUGCUUUAAGAGGCCUACAGCCCAAAGGUGGAGAUGGCAUUACUGAAUUUUUCUCGGGUGAGUCUGGAUGUGGACUGGAAUCAGACUCUUGGCCCGCAAACCUAGCUUUCGGCCAGGAAUGACGUCAGUGUCUUGGCGCUGGUCUCUCUGCUUCCAUUGACAAUUAUCUACCUGCACUCUACCCGAAUGGAAUAUUAGUUAAAGUCGCUACAAUACGAGUAGAUGCACCCUCUUGGCAGGGUCUUUGUUCGCCUUGCACUUCUCACCCCGAGACCAUUGGAGCCCCAUUUCUUUAUCUCCAGUACUCUAGCCCUGUUUCUCCCUUCUUCCUCCACUAACUUUGGUUGCCUAUUUCGUCCUUUUUACUAGAAAGAAAAAUCAUUCCUCUUUCCGUCCCGAAACAAGCAAAUCAAAAUGAGUACGACAUUCACGAGCCUACCUUCCCCGCCCCAAUAUCCUCCUUCCUCCACCUACUCAGAAGCUUCGUCGGGCCCGUCAACGCCCAUGUCUGGUAUCUCCACAGUAGCGAUCAAAGACGGCCACGAAGGCAACCGCCCAGGCACCGACGCGAACUCCCUUGCUGCCGAUCGUCUCGCACGGCUUGGGGCAUGUACCGGAGGCGGGUACUUCGAUACGCUACCAACUCCCCGUGCGGGUUCUGCUGCCAGUAAUGCUGGAGGAAGAUUAACGCCCUUGACACCUUACUCGCCGCACCCUUCUCAUGGAAGUUACACCAGCGCACCGAGUGAUAAGGAGCCCUUGAUGCAGAGCAGAAAUAGCCCCGCGAGCAGCACGACCACCAGUUCUGUUGCCGAAGCGAGGAAGGAAGCGAGACUCAUCGGCGGCAUGACAUAUGACGACAGUGUCAUUGACACUACGAACAGGAGCCCUAUUCCUGUAUUGAACAGGGCGGACACUGAGGAGGCCGAGCCAGAGAGGCGAAAGGGGUUGAAGCGGGAGAGGAAGGCAGAGAUGGGGAAUGGUGUGAAAAGCAGAGUAUAAAUUUAUGAAUUGCUGACGAUAUGGUGUCUGUCUUGAUGACGGCACAAAGUUGUUGCGGUUUUCCUUUCAUAUUACCAAGUCUGGGGGCUUUCAUUCGUGUUCAACGAGGCUUUUGAUAUUGAUUUCCCCCUUCAUAAAGAAUUUCCUCUCAAGUCUUUCCUCAUGACUAUGUUCCAUUGUUUUCCCUUCAUUUCCCUGAAGUUCAAAAACUGGGGAAUCUAAUUGGCGGUUCCAGUCGAGUCUUGAACGCUCCCAGGGCUGUUAUAUUUCUUCAUAACUUAUGAUACGGCAGGCAGCUUUCCUUCGACAUGAGUCUCUUUGACACUUUCACUAGCUGGGCUUUGAGGGCUCGGUUUCAAGGAUAUGAUUGUGUUUUUGUACCUUAUCCGCCGAGUCUUCCAACUGGAUGAUCUGGUGGCGUUUCUUCAAUCAAUCAAACUUUGUUUUAUGAUCACGACUUUUUGUUAGCGCCAAAGCUCAUUCACCCGAA
Tuber melanosporum (Perigord truffle) is the source of this 2108-nucleotide messenger RNA. RefSeq lists its product as uncharacterized. The coding region runs from base 1121 to 1618 and encodes 165 amino acids. Lineage: Eukaryota; Fungi; Ascomycota; Pezizomycetes; Pezizales; Tuberaceae. The transcript has a single exon. The record is from RefSeq and is a predicted model, not a curated record.